GGAGCAUGUAGUACUAUACUCUAUGCGGAUAGAGGGAGGAGACAAGUAAAGAGGAGGAAGUGGUGGGGGCAGAGCGUUAUUAGCUGUGCGCUGCAAACACCAUCAGGAGGGGAGACGCUUCCCACCGUCCGCGCCGGAGCAGAGCAGGGGAGCCCUGGCAACAAGGAGAGACACAAACUCCGCUUCACCCGACAGGAAUGGUGACAGCACCUGCAGACAGUCAGACGUGGACCGACAGCGCAGACACCCGCAGCGCUUCCCUCCCAUUGGUGGAGAGAUCCAGACUUUGCACCAGGAAUCGCAGCUCCUGUCGGUUAUCGGCAUCAGGCUCCACCUACUCCACCUACUCCGCCCAAGUCGCUCUGCCUCCUCUGCUCAGGGAGUGCUGAGUCCCUGAGUCAACACACUGCAUUCUGGGAUAGUCUGGAACCCUCUCCAUGGGCUGUACCACCUGCUGACAAACCAGGGGGGUCUGGAGGAGUUGUGUUGAAUGAGGAUUGUGCUGGGUGCGGGCAGGCUUGCUUUUACAAGGAAAUGAUUCCGCAUGAAGUGCGACGCACUCGGCCCCCCGUCGUCCUCGGCGGCAGCAGCAGCAGUAGCAGGUGUGGCGACAUGACUCUCUCCCCUAUCACACUGAGCUCACCCUUCAGCCACUAAAGACCUCUGGACCAAACAGACCACCCUACCCUCCCCUCUAACCACCCCUCAAUAUCUUCAUCUCCAUCUGUAAUCCUUCCUCACCUGCUUGUUACGGUCUGGAUUUUCUUUGUUAUCAAGAAAAGCCCCAAUAAUCAACGGCCGUGGGUGAACUGAGGAAAAGAGGGACGAGAUUGGUCAAGAUCAUUUCUGGCUAAUUUAGGCGAGACAAGGGAUGGCUCAAAAGUGAGAAAAAGAGACAGGAAAGUGAAAUCAAAAGACAGAAAAAAGCUAUAGAAGGCCAAAAGUAAAAAUAACACAAGUUCAGUUUAGGGACGUGAGGCAAAGUCAACAUGAAGUCCAACUAUGAACGCAGUAAUGAAUGUCUGCCCCCAAAGAAGAGGGAGAUCCCCUCAAGCACAUUAUCAUCUGACUUUCGCUCACCGGUCAACCCACCUGCCAGUGACAGCCAGCGCACUGAGAACAUGGCCUGGCUGGCCAGUGUGGCUGGUGGGAAUGAGAGUGCCGUACAUGGACACCGUAGCUCCAGUCAGUCAGACGGCCUCCAGAAUAAAUCCCUCUUCUCCACAUCAGACUCUUCAUCCUCCUCUUCCUCGCUGAGGCUAGUCUCAUCUCUUCCUACGGUGUAUACGUCCCCCCUGUCACAGUCCACAGUUGGAGGAACUGUACAUUACGCCCAACUGCCUCCCAACCUGCAGUUUAUAGCCUCACCCUACUCUGCCCCGUAUGCUGGCUACAUCUCCCCUCAACUGCUUCCCCCUCCUCCUCCGCCUCCCCCCUUCUCCUCCUCAUCCUCCUCUUUAGCCGCACAGAGACACUCACAGACAGAGACAAUCUCUGCUCCUUCGCAUGCCUCCAAGCAUGACCAGCAAAGAGCAUCCACGGGGCGCACCUCCAUGCCUCCGCCUUCUACAGACCUCGCCCCUCACUAUGUUCAAAUGUCAACCUCAACACGGACUGUGCCGUCACCUCAUUACCAUGGAGGCAUUCACCUUCCUCCCCAUUCACUGCACCCCCACCAUACUUUGGGACAUGGGAUGUCCCACCUUGUGGUGCAGUAUACGGACGGACCCACGAGGAAAGAGGAAGGUGGCUCCAGAACCAGAGAGCUCCACAAUGGAGAGCUGGAAAGGGGUCGGCGAUUUGGGGUGUCCCCUGAGUCCGGCCACUCUAAGCCAGGGGGCAAAUCCCGGGAUCCCACUUCGUCCUUGUCCUCCUACGAGGCCCGCCAGCUGGUUCUGCAUUCAGACUACUCUACUCACGAUCCCUCAGGGCUGAGAACCUCUUACAUGCUAAUGCCCAACAGCCAUGGGGACCACCAGCUGUUGCCACCCAGACCGAGCCCUGAGAAGCUGACGACUUCUGCCCCCACACACCUGGAGAAAGGUGGCAUCAUCCUGGGCAGGCCUGUCAAUCGCACAUCCUCCUCCUCCAACACCACCUCCUCUUUCACGUUUCCACCCCCAUUAAGUGUGGACAGCUUGAAAGCUGCUGUCAGCAGACUGUCGCCCCAGACUGUUAUCCAGACCACCCACAGCGCUACAGAGUCACUGUCAAUGGGGCUCCCAUCCACCAUAUACCCUCAGCCGCCUAUCAUUGGUUACAUAGCAGGGGGCAGUGGGAGCCAGCAUACGCCAAUCAGCUACCACACCAGCCUACAACAACACGUACUCAUUCCUGGCGCCCAACCGGUAAUCAUCCCCGUCAGUGGAGGUGGAGUCACCACAUUGGAACCGGUAACCUCUCACAUAACAUCCUCUACCCAAGCCGCACCGUUUCCUCCCACACUCCCACAUACAUACAUUGCUGCCACUGCACCCAAAGGAGAAACUCUAGAGCCUUCCAGUGCCUCGUAUCUCCAGACCACUUCAGGUGCAGUGGUCCAAGCCCAUCUCCAUCUCCCCAUUGUUCCCGCUCCGCCGGGGCUGGUCGCUCCUUCUGCUCCUCCUCCCUCAUCCACUGCGGUGGUACCCCACUCCCUCCCCCCAUAUUUCAUCAAGGGCUCCAUCAUCCAGCUGGCCGAUGGGGAGCUUAAACGCGUGGAGGACCUGAAGACGGAGGACUUCAUCCAGAGUGCCGAGAUCAGCAGCGACCUGAAGAUCGACUCGUCCACAGUGGAGCGCAUUGAAGGGAGCCACACCUCCACCAACUUUGCUGUGGUUCAGUUCUCUGUUGGUGAGCACCGUGCACAGGUGAGUGUGGAAGUCUUGGUGGAGUAUCCCUUCUUCGUCUUCGGCCAAGGGUGGUCUUCAUGCUGCCCAGACCGGACCACCCAGCUUCUGGAGCUGCCCUGCACCAAACUCUCUGUGGGCGACGUUUGUAUUUCCCUCACCCUCAAGAACCUGAGGAACGGAUCUCUGAGGAAGACUCAGACCCUGGAGCUCGUCAACCCUGCCUCCGUCCCAGCCUCCAGCCACGGGCACCUCAAACCCCCCAGAGCCGUCUCUGACGCUCCCCAAAGCUGCGGUGGAGGAGGCUCCAGGCACAGCGAGCGGGAGAAUGGCAUCAGCCAGCGAGGGAAGGGUGGGAGUGGAGCGGGCACCAACGUGGUAAACGGGGAUCUCAUGUUUGGGGAAAGAGGGUCCGUUUCUAAAGGUCAGGUUGCCAGCAGCACAGAAGCUGGCACCAGUAAGCCAUCAGGAAGCCGGAAGCGAAGAUGGUCAGCUCCGGAAGGGCGGAAAGUAGACAAACCAGAGGAGGAGCCGCCCCUGACCCUGCCCAAACCUUCCUUCAUCCCUUAUGCGGUGAAAGUCAGCAUCGAGGGAAGGUCAAAUAUUGGCAAGUGAAGGCUAGCAGGACUGUUAAAUAACCAUUGGGAUUUGGAGAAAAAAAACAGAAAAGGAUUCUACAAAAAAAAACAUGAAUGCUCACAUUAAUGUUUCAUUUGUCUUGGUUGAAAAGUUUUGUUUUCCGUUUUUAUUUUUCUAUCUUGAAUAAUGUACUGUAGAGGCAAAUUUACCCUACAUGAUAUCACCUUACAUUAAGUCCACAUAGUUAAUAAUGUAACAACAUUUUAUUUUUAAUAGAUGGAUUUGAUAUCACACAAGCAAUCAAUGCCGGUUUGGUGAGGGAUUUGUGAGGCGUUCUAGAUGUUUAUUGAUGGCUGUGUGGCACACAGGAGCAAUGCUUGAUGUCUCUUUUUUUUGCUGGCUUUACAUUACACAUAAUGUAGAUUUAAAAUUGAAUAUGCUCACAGUUUGCCUAUUGUAAGCAAUGUACUCCCUGUGCGCUGCUGGUGAGGCUGCCACCUCUUUACCGCGCCAGUGGUUUUACACUCGGCCUCAGGAGUCAUAUAAUGUCAGAUGAUCCAGAGCAUAAAGGAUUUGUGAUUAUUUUCUAAAUCAGAGUUUAUGGCAGUUGAAAAAAACGCAAUUCUCCACGUCUUGAGUACAAACAAACCCUGUGUUAUUAUUCACACCGGUGAUGUCAUUAAUUGGUGCUAGUGUGCCACACAGAAGAGAGCUCAGUGUGAUGACAGUGGAGCCUUUACUUUCAUCUUGAGCGUUUUAAUUUUUGUUUUCAUAAACCCCUCGUCUUCUAUCUCACCAGAUAGUUGAUUUCAAUGAUUGUCAAAAAAUCUUAAUCAGGGGUCAUUUAGUCCUAGAUUGAACCUAGGUGGGUUAAUGUAUAAAUGUGAGAUACCCUAAAUUAAUACAUACAAACACACUGGGUUGGCGAACUUCACUUCAAGAAUGUGUUAAGAGGAAGACUGCAUACAAUCCUCAUUGUUUAUUGAUGAAGUACUUUAUAUUUCUUUAUGGACAGAGUGAGAGAAACCGAGAGAAUCUGCAUGUCAGCUCUGAGAGGGUCAGGAUGUUUCAAAGCACUUAACAGACCUGUCACACUCGCCAUACAGACGAAAAUUAUUUUGUUGUCUCUUUAUUUACGCAGUACUGUAUGUUUUUAGAUUAUUUGUUGUAUUAAGACGAGGGUAGAAAGUAGCAACAGCACUUUGUAAAGGUGAAGCUUUUGGAAAAGUGGAGCGGUGGUUUGGUAACGUGGGAGCGCAUGUGCCAUUGGGUCACAAAGAAAGGGAUGAUUGUGACAAGUUCUGGAGAUGCUCUAUCCAGUUAGUAGGUUAGGUUAGUUAGGUUAGAGCAACAUUCAUGGUGACGAAAGGUAUGAGAAAUAUGAUGGUUUACAGCAUGUGAGCUUGUACAGCCGAUGCGAACGUUAGGGGAAAGUAUUGGAACGUGUUUUGAAAGUUUGAGAUCUGGCAAAAGGAUUAACAAGGAACAGGCUUUUAAAAUAUCCCAAUGAUGUUCUGUACUAGACUUAGAGCAUUGAUUAGAAGGUCACGCCACAGCAUUUUGAAGGCUGUCAUAUAUUUGUAAUGUGUGUGUGUGCUAGAGUGUGUAUGAUUCUGGUCUCUGUCUGUCUAUACAAACACACACACACACGCUCACACAAACACAAAACAGUACAGACCAUCCCUAAGACUCAAUGACCUAUAAUAUGUACUGUAUUUAGAUGAAUGCAGAUGCUUUGUGGUGCAUAUUGUCCCCACUGCAAAGACACUAGUUGACUGACAUUGGAUUAACACACACUGCUCACAGCAAAGAGUGCUCUGUGGUGUGUGUGUGUGUGUGUGUGUGUGUGUGUGUGUGUGUGUGUGUAUAUGUAUGAUUGUAUGUAUACAGUGUAUAGGAACAGGUUAUACUCAUUUGAUAUAUAGUCAAUGCUAAAUGUCCAGGGUUUCGGCUUGGAGUCGUAGUUAAUAGAAUCUUGCAAUUUGCACAUCAGGAGGAGGGAGAAGGGUGGAGACAUGAUUUAGAACCGCCCGGUCCUGAAACGAGCCCUAGACCACAUGACACACUGGAGGAGACCAGGGUUGUUGUUCCUCAACAGGCACUUGACACAUUGUAGAGGAAAAGUUUCUACAUCAAUGCAGUUAAGGUCAAAUUACAUUUGAGUUUUCACGAACAUACAUGUAAACCAUAGCUGUAAAACAGAAUUGUAACACGUGCCUGCCUACUGAAUUUAAAAGAUAUGCCAUGUAGUGUAUCUGAAGGAGAAUUUUGAUUUUUUUUGGUCGACUUUACCCGCUGUUAAAAACAGGGUGCAGGGGCUAGGGUCCAGUUUUGAACACAGACUGUGCUUUCAGCCAGCUGAAACCCUAUUUAGCUAAGAUGUAGCAGUUACCUCAACAGAUACGCCUGCCAGGUCGGCCCAACAUUUACUUUACUUAAACAUCCUCACCGGCUCUUUCUGGCUCAAGUUCAGUUUUUUUUUUCCUGAGCUUGGUUUUUGAAGUGAGGUGUACACCACCUGUUCAUCCUUUUACUGUAGCUAAAAUGGUUUAGUCUGUAUUUCUUUCCUCUAACAGUGUAACUGAAAUACAGGGAUGCUUUCUUUUUCAAUUUUGAAAUAUGAUCAAAACAUAAUGAAAUUUGCAGUUUUUAUAUCUAUCCAUGAUGGCAGAUAAACAUGGUCUGGGAAAUAGUAUGAUUUGCCCAGUAGUUAGAUGAACAUGUGCAGGUUGCUGGCCCAAACGUGUUGUAAUGGAGGUGGAGACGACGUGGCUUCCUGCAGGCAUAUCUGUUGAGCAUCUGUAUCGAGGUGUUGAGAAAGAAGUAGAUCAGUCGUAUUCAUCCCACUGAAAAUAUCUGUGGAGGGCAACGCUUCAUGUGGUGGGAGUUUAACCAGGUUGAUGGCAGGAUGGAUGUGAUGUAUGGGGAAGGUGAGUAAAAGAAUAGACUCCAUAUGAGAUUUGAAAAUGCUUUAUUUUUUUAUAAUAAACAGGGUUUCUCAGAUCAACAACACCACAGUAGUACAUAUUCAUUUCUUCCUUUUCCUAUUGAAACAUCCAUGAUGAUUACUAGUAGAAGUAGUAGCAUGUGUGUGGGUAUGUGUGCAUGUUUUGCAAUCUGUGUGUGUGUGUGUGUUUUUGUAAAUGUAUCUACAUGUCACACACACACACACAUGUUUGUUUUCCAACCCUCUUCCCGACAAAUACAAAAGCAGAACCAACAACAUCUAAACAAACCCGUCAGUCACUCAGACCAUUGAAAACUUUCAGGUUAGAAACAUGUUUAGCCAAAGCCAAGUGAUGCUGAUGUUACUUUGGUUACUUUAGAAAGCAAUAGUACAACAAUAUUCAGGCAGUUUCUUUUGUGUAUCAGUAGAACACACACACACACACACAAACACACACACAUUGUCAUUCCACUCAAAUUCUCUGCAAUAAAAUAAAUCAUAAUAAUCGUCUCGCAUUGCAAUCAAAACAAAUCCUCCUUUCCUCCCAUAGAGAAAAUCUUGCCAUAUACUGGAAAAUGCACAUAGAAGCUAAUAUACCUGAACACAACUCGCUCCAGGUCGCACUAUUCCCCUCAUCAUGAAGUACAUUUUAAAUCUUUAGAAAUUGCAGUUGCAACACCAGCUGCUAGUUUUUCAGGGAAGUGUCUCAUAUAUGCAGUAUCGGACCCCCAAAACCUCCAACGUCCCAGCUGGUUGGAGUCAUACAUUCUGUUGUCAUGCUACAGGCGAGCAUAUGUCACAUGCACCUGAAGUAACCAGAAGACAUUUUGACUCCGCCAAGGUCUGCCUCGUUGCCACGACUCCCGUAGUGACCUCGUGAACUUUGUUUCAGGUACCCAAUCAGAGCCAGCCAGCCUCACACCUCCUCCUGAGGCCAAGCAAUCGAUUAACCCUUAACAACCGUUAGCUACCUUUCAGUGUGGCCUGGGCUGCCUGCUCCUCAUCAUAUUUUGAUGUUGGGUCUCCUUUUCACUGCUAGCUUAUAACGAUCAUUGUGUUCAAUAGGAAAUGCAUGCUUAGUAGUAGACGAUGAAACAGAGCAAUCUGAAAUGUAGACCCACUUGAAUGCAGUGGAGGAAAUGGCGCAUCGCAGCAAGGUUUCACAUUUCUUUAGGGUUUUAUUGUAGUUUUCAUUUUGUUAAAAUAACCCCAAAUUUAACCCUUUCAUUCCCUUGAAAUGUUCCACAAUGUGCAAUACUUACAUGUGUCCCCCCCCACACACUCUUUGCUGUGCCAAGUAUAUGUUUAAAGUCCUACUCCAGUGUCUCAUCCAUGUUAAUGGCUUGUGUGUUUUACUGUCUGUCGAUGUGUGUGUCACAUCUGUAAACAAGGAUGUUUGUGAAGAGAAACAAACCCAAUGGAGAUUUUUCCCCUCGCCUUUCUAUCCCUUUUAUCCCUGCGGCCUUCCUAAAUUUGAGUGUGUGUGAGAGAUUGUGUCAUGUCUCCUUGAUGUGUGUGUGCGUCUGUGUGUGUAUGUGUGU
Messenger RNA from Cyclopterus lumpus (lumpfish), 7895 nucleotides. It is a transcript of the gene atxn1a, whose product is annotated as ataxin 1a. Gene Ontology annotation, biological process: negative regulation of transcription by RNA polymerase II; nervous system development. The transcript is spliced from 6 exons. The record is from RefSeq and is a predicted model, not a curated record. Gene Ontology annotation, molecular function: protein binding; RNA binding. Bases 990 to 3443 code for a protein of 817 amino acids. Lineage: Eukaryota; Metazoa; Chordata; Actinopteri; Perciformes; Cyclopteridae. Gene Ontology annotation, cellular component: nucleus.